Messenger RNA from Eucalyptus grandis, 393 nucleotides. Its product is annotated as protein AUXIN-REGULATED GENE INVOLVED IN ORGAN SIZE-like. The transcript has a single exon. The record is from RefSeq and is a predicted model, not a curated record. Bases 1 to 393 code for a protein of 130 amino acids. Lineage: Eukaryota; Viridiplantae; Streptophyta; Magnoliopsida; Myrtales; Myrtaceae. Gene Ontology annotation, biological process: positive regulation of organ growth.
AUGAAUUUCGAACUUGAUCGAGCAGAUCCAAGGCAGAGGCAAGGAAUCAUAAAUCUGGGUUUCAUAAUGGAUAGGAGAGUGAGAAGAACGGUGGACAGGAACGUAGAAUACAGCAGGAAAAUGGGGUCGGAACCGGGGCAGUCGGCCGAGGGAAAGUUCCAUCGGCAGAAAAGUGCCAAGAGGCUGUUCCCAGCUUCGGGAUACUUCAGCCUAGAGUCGCUGUACUUGUUGAUAUGCCUGACGAUGUCGUUGCUGAUACUACCGUUGAUACUCCCGCCAUUGCCGCCUCCGCCGUUCAUGUUGCUCUUGCUUCCCAUCGUCAUUCUGGUCGUCCUGGUGGUACUGGCCUUCAUGCCUACCAAUGUGAGGGACUUGACGUCUACAUACGUGUAA